Fusarium keratoplasticum is the source of this 1161-nucleotide messenger RNA. RefSeq lists its product as uncharacterized. The transcript is spliced from 6 exons. Lineage: Eukaryota; Fungi; Ascomycota; Sordariomycetes; Hypocreales; Nectriaceae. The coding region runs from base 1 to 1161 and encodes 386 amino acids. The record is from RefSeq and is a predicted model, not a curated record.
AUGCCUUCGCUCCUUGAAUCACUGGGACUGCGCCCGGAUGUGGCCUUGGUCGCCUUUCUGGCCAUUGGCGCAUGUUGGCUGCUCUACUCCUACAAGUUCCAGAGCAAAUCCGUGACUCCUGAGCCUGAUGUCUUCAAAACUCCCACGCCGAAGCCUCUUCCCGACUUUGAUCUGGACAGCACCAAACCCCAACUGUAUCGUCCAUUCCGUCAUGGCAAAAACCACAUCACCAUGGGAAUCAGGAAACUCGACUGGGAUAGCUGGAUCGAGAUGGACUCUAACUUUCUCUGGUUCCACGACACCAAAGUAUCCGAGCUUGAAAAAGACCUCAAAGCCCAUGUUCAAUACGUCGACAACGCCGUGACUCGAGACGCCUGCUUUGAAGUUUUGGAGGAGUUGACCAGUUACUUGACUGCACGUUAUCCAAAGAUCUUUCAGCUCAAAGGGGGUGUCUUGCACAACACUCUAACUGGAGAAAUGUUCAACUAUCCGGCUGCCAACCCAACCGAUGCCAUGACGAUCGCAGCCAAGUUGGUACAAGAUGAUCUCAUCAUUAUGGUCGAGAAUGAUGAUGGUCAAUACCACCUCGACGCCGGAGCUGUUUGUCUACCCGGCUUCUGGCGGCUAAGAGAAAAGUUCAACAUGUCUCUUGAUACCCUUCACAUUGAAGCUGGAGUUCCUCAUUACCAGACAAAGCUCCAAAAGUCGAUGAAUCGGUUCUUCAAGAGCAUGCUCCCAGAGAAGGCAGUGAUCCGGAAUAAUUUCUUUAUUCAACUUGAUGACGGACUUCAUUGGUCUCACAGAAUGGGAAAUCAAGAGGGAAACGAAGUUGCAUCUUGGGCAACGGCAAACGACGUUGGCUUGACCAUCGAAGACCUCUACUUCCGAUCCGAAAGACAGUCUCUUCGACGACUCCCUCGAUCCAAGGCGCUCCUGUUUACGGUCCGAACCUACUUCGAGCCGAUCACUACAAUUGCCAAAGAACCACACGUCCCAGGCAGAUUGGCCGAAGCGAUUGAACAAUGGGAUGAAGAGACAUCAAAGUACAAGGGAAAGCAUCAUUGGGCGGGUAUUCUUCUUCCUUAUUUGCAUGAGCAGGACCAGCUUCAGAAGGAGUCAGGCCUUCUUGAAAAGGUGGCUGAAGCUGCAUACCCUUUCUAG